Messenger RNA from Chlorella variabilis, 750 nucleotides. RefSeq lists its product as hypothetical. Gene Ontology annotation, cellular component: 90S preribosome. The transcript is spliced from 6 exons. NCBI's taxonomy places the organism in Eukaryota, Viridiplantae, Chlorophyta, Trebouxiophyceae, Chlorellales, Chlorellaceae. The coding region runs from base 1 to 750 and encodes 249 amino acids. The record is from RefSeq and is a predicted model, not a curated record.
AUGAACAAGGUUUCUUAUAUCGAUGUGGAGAUAGUGAGGAAGGCGGUAAAGGCUCUGUUGAAAUUUUCCCGCGGCGAAGACAAGAACAGCCUACUGGAGGAGGAUGAGCUCCUCUACCUGGUCAUUGCGUUGAAGAAAGUCCCGCAAAAGCCGCGGCAUGACAAGCCCAUCCGCAUCCCAAUUCCACACCCCAUCUAUGUGGCGGAGAAUGCGGAGGUCUGCCUGUUUGUGAAGGACCACAAAGGCGAGGGGCACAAGGCGGCCAAGAGCAAAGUGCGGGAGGAGCGGGUUGCGGGCAUCUCCAAGGUGGUGGGGCUGAGCAAGUUGCGCACCAAGUACGAGAGCCACGAGGCCAAGCGGCAGCUGUGCAAUAGCUACGACAUGUUUGCAGCAGACGAGCGGAUACUGCCGUCACUGCCCAAACUGCUAGGCAAGGCAUUCUUCAAGAAGAAGAAGCAGCCGGUGCCGGUGCGGCUGACGGGCAAGGACUGGGCGGGGCAGAUACGCAGGGCUUGCGAGGCGACGUACCUGUUCUGGUCAGGCGGCAACAGCCUGGCGAUCAAGGUGGCCAGAUCGUCGCAGAGCGAGCAGCAGGGCGUGGAGAACACGCUGGCCGCCAUUGCAGCCGCAGUAGAGAAGGUGCCACGCAAGUGGGACGGCGUGCAAGCGGUGUUUCUGAAGACGGCAGACAGUGUGGCGCUCCCCAUGUACCAAGUGCUGCCAGAUGCGCCGACCAGGAUUGACCAGUAA